UAAAAUAAAAUCGAGAUCAGUUUCAGCGAUUGAGAAAUGGCCUUGGGAUUCUGGUGAAGCAGACAUUCUCUCUCUCCCUUCCUCCUUCAGGGCAUAUACUUACAGGCCAACUCUCUCUCUCUCUCUCUCUCUCUCUCUCUCUCUUCUUCUUCUUCGGCGGCAGCCAUGGAAGUGGGCUUGCAGAUACAGGGAUCGACGAGCUUCAGACCGGUUUUCGGGGAAAGGGGUCGUCUAAAGAUAAAAACUUUUCUUGGGUGUUCCCCUCGCUCCAGAUCUUUCACCUUUUCUAGCCUUCCUUCAGGGGGGAGUCAUUACCCAUCAAAUGAUAUUCUGCAAAAGAUCAGUGCAAGUGCAGAUUUUUCGAGGAGGAAGCAAGGAAGAAUGGCGGCUUCAGGACCCAAAAGCUCAACUCCCAGAGGUUUUGUGCCAAGGACACCGGUAGGAAGUUCCCAGAAAAGAAAUCAGAAGAAAACCGCUGAGAAAGAUGACAUCGCCACUACUACAGUUCCAAAUGAGUUUCCAGAGAUAAGCAAUAAAUUGCUCGGAGCAAAAGUAGACAUGGAACAAAAAGGGUCUGUUACUUCUGGCGAGAUGAUUCUUGAAAACGAAAUGGACAACGAAUCCGAGACAUUAAAGGAAGAAGAAGAUGAAGAAGAAGAUGAAGAAGAAGAACUCCCAUCAACAAUUCAAGAGUCAGGUUCUAGUGAAAACCUUAUGAUGCUUGAAAAUGGAAGCAUUGGCAAGGAAGCUGAGAUUUCAGCUGUGCAAGAAAAGGAAACUGUUUCUGGGAGUAGUGCCAGAAAUAAGGCAACAUCUGAGGAUGACAAGUCUUUGAGAUUAAUGUUAGAAAAGGAAAGAGAAAUUCAGCGUAGGAAAGAAAUAGAAGCACUUGCUGAUGAGAAUUUGGCAAGAGGCAUUAGAAUGUUUACUUAUCCCCCGAUUGCAAAACCCGAUGAAGAUAUGGAAGUGUUUCUCAACCGGAAUCUAUCUACAUUGAACAGCGAACCUGAUGUUUUGAUCAUGGGGGCGUUCAAUGAUUGGAGAUGGAAAUCCUUUACAAGAAGAUUGGAGAAGACACAGCUCAAAGGGGAUUGGUGGUCAUGCCUCCUUCAUAUCCCGAAAGAAGCAUAUAAGAUGGAUUUUGUGUUCUUCAACGGGCAAAGUGUGUACGACAACAAUGAUGAGAAAGAUUUCACUGUGGAUGUGGAAGGUGGAAUGGAUGUAUUUGAGUUUGAAAAUUUCCUUCUGGAAGAAAAACGGAGAGAGCAAGAGAAACUUGCUAAGGAGAAGGCUGAGAGGGAAAGGCAAGAGGAAGAGAAAAGGAGAAUUGAAGCUGAGAAAGCUGCAGCGGAAGCUGAUAGGGCACAAGCUAAGAUAGAUGCUCAGAAGAGACGGGAAGUGCUCAAAAGGGCUAUCCAGAGAGCCGAAAUAUCUGUCGAGAACGUUUGGUAUACAGAGCCGAGUGAUUUUAAGGGUGGAGAAAAAGUCAAGCUUUAUUACAACAAAAUCUCGGGUCCUCUGGCUAAUGCCAAAGAAAUCUGGUUGCAUGGAGGAUAUAACAAUUGGGUGGACGGGUUAUCGAUCGUUGCAAAGCUCGUUGAUACUGAGUUAGAAGAAGCAGACGUAAAGGUUGCUGAUUGGUGGUAUGCUGAAGUUUUUGUGCCUGAUAGAGCCCUUGUAAUUGACUGGGUCUUUGCUGAUGGACCGCCUCAAGGAGCUGUUCUGUACGACAAUAAUAAUCGCCAAGAUUUCCAUGCAGUUGUCCCCCGAAGGCCUCCUGAAGAACUUUACUGGUUAGAGGAAGAAAAUCUGAUAUUUAAGAAACUUCAGGAGGAGAGGCGGUUAAGAGAGGAGGCUAUACGUGCCAAGGUAGAGAAAACAGCACGUUUGAAAGCUGAGACAAAAAAGAAGACAUUUGAAAGGUUCCUGCUUUCCCAGAGGCAUGUGAUUUACACCGAUCCUCUAGAUGUUCAAGCAGGUAGCUCGGUGACAGUUUUCUACAAUCCUUCCAAUACCGUUUUGAAUGGAAAGCCCGAGAUUUGGUUCAGAUGCUCUUUUAACCGUUGGACUCACCGCAUGGGUCCAUUGCCACCUCAAAAGAUGAUACAAUCAGAGAACGGGUCCCAUGUGAAAACUACGGUUAGAGUUCCAUUGGAUGCUUAUAAGAUGGACUUUGUGUUUUCUGAGAGAGAAGAUGGUGGGAUAUUUGAUAACAACCACAGCAUGGAUUACCAUUUGCCCGUGGUCGAUGGGAUUGUAAAAGAGCCUCCAAUGAAUAUUGUCCAUAUUGCUGUUGAAAUGGCACCCAUUGCAAAGGUUGGAGGCCUAGGUGAUGUGGUCACGAGUCUAUCCCGUGCCAUUCAAGAGCUAAACCAUAAUGUGGAUAUCAUUCUUCCAAAGUAUGACUGCUUAAAACACAACCAUGUAAAGGACUUGGAAUUCAACAGAAGUUAUCACUGGGGUGGAGUCGAAAUCAAAGUUUGGCAUGGGAAGGUGGAAGGCCUCUCUGUUUACUUCCUUGAGCCUCAGAAUGGACUUUUCUGGCGAGGAUGUGUAUAUGGCUGUUCUGAUGAUGCAGGAAGAUUCGGUUUCUUUUGUCAUGCUGCUCUCGAAUUUCUUCUCCAAGGGGGGUUUCAUCCUGACAUAAUUCACUGUCACGACUGGUCCAGUGCUCCAGUUGCAUGGUUAUUCAAGGAUCAUUACAUGCACUACGGUUUAAGUAAAGUCCGUGUUGUCUUCACGAUACAUAAUUUGGAAUUUGGGGAUAAUCUGAUUGGUAAAGCAAUGGAAUAUGCAGACAAAGCUACAACAGUCUCCCGUACUUACUCCAAGGAAGUUUCUGGAAACCCAGUAAUUGCUCCACAUCUCCAUAAGUUCCAUGGAAUAAUAAACGGGAUUGAUCCGGAUAUAUGGGAUCCGUACAACGAUAACUUCAUUCCUGUGCCGUAUACUCCAGAGAACGUUGUUGAAGGCAAACGAGCUGCCAAGGAAGCGUUGCAAAAUAGGCUUGGCCUGAAAAGAGCCGACCUUCCAUUAGUAGGAAUCAUUACACGCUUAACUCAUCAGAAAGGAAUACACUUGAUCAAGCACGCGAUUUGGCGUACCUUGGAACGGAACGGACAGGUUGUCUUGCUAGGUUCAGCACCAGAUCCCCGGAUCCAGCAAGAUUUUGAAAACUUGGCAAACCAACUUCAUUCUACUCAUUGUGGCCAAGCUCGACUUGUUCUUGUUUAUGAUGAACCUCUUUCCCACUUGAUUUACGCGGGUGCUGACUUUAUAUUGGUUCCAUCAAUAUUUGAGCCCUGUGGAUUGACACAACUUACAGCCAUGAGAUAUGGUGCUAUUCCUGUUGUAAGAAAAACUGGAGGACUCUACGACACUGUUUUUGACGUUGACCAUGAUAAAGACAGAGCAGAAGCUCAAGGUCUUGAACCCAAUGGCUUCAGCUUCGACGGGGCUGAUUCUGCUGGUGUCGAUUAUGCUCUUAAUAGGGCAAUAUCAGCUUGGUAUGAUGGUAGAGAGUGGUUCCAUUCGCUAUGCAAGAGGGUGAUGGAGCAAAACUGGUCAUGGAACCGCCCUGCCCUGGAGUACCUGGAGCUCUAUCACUCUGCAAGAAAGUGAUAAGAGAGAGACAGAACACUUCCCACCAUUUCCACAUUCUGUUGUGUACAGAGUUUCUUUUUGAGUUUUUGAGGGAGAGAUCUCACUGGUUAUAUGACCUCGUUAUUGUUCUGUAACCACUCAAAUUACCAAACCAAAACACUUGAAGAUCGUCAAACUGUUUGUAAGGUUGUUGGCUUUGAAUCGAAAUAAUAAUUUAUGGGAUA
Tarenaya hassleriana is the source of this 3827-nucleotide messenger RNA. Its product is annotated as starch synthase 3, chloroplastic/amyloplastic. The coding region runs from base 166 to 3621 and encodes 1151 amino acids. Gene Ontology annotation, molecular function: starch binding; alpha-1,4-glucan glucosyltransferase (UDP-glucose donor) activity. The transcript has 16 exons. The record is from RefSeq and is a predicted model, not a curated record. Lineage: Eukaryota; Viridiplantae; Streptophyta; Magnoliopsida; Brassicales; Cleomaceae.